Candidula unifasciata is the source of this 373-nucleotide messenger RNA. The record is from the annotation of a GenBank genome assembly. NCBI's taxonomy places the organism in Eukaryota, Metazoa, Mollusca, Gastropoda, Stylommatophora, Geomitridae.
UAGAAAAAGAAGUAGAACAAGUUCGCUUACACUGGAAAAACUAUCAGAUGUAUUUGAAAAAAAAAGUAGAAAAAGAAGUAGAACAAGAAGCUCACAUUGGAGCCCAGGAAGGCAUACAGGGAGCUCACAUUGGAGCCCAGGAAAGCACACACAGGGAGCUCACAUUAGAGCCCAGGAAGGCACACACAGGAAGCUCACAUUGGAGCCCAGGAAGGCACACACAGGGAGCUCACAUUGGGGUGGUAUAGUUACUGUUUCCAGAUCUUGUUUUGUCUUUCAAUGUCAGGUUUUUUACCUUGGUAUGUGCUAUGUGAACACUGGAAUUCACGGCCUAGGAUUGUCCAUCUAUCCAUCGUUUGCAUUAGCUGUCUGA